Messenger RNA from Ostrea edulis (European flat oyster), 1052 nucleotides. RefSeq names its product ribosome maturation protein SBDS-like. The transcript has 6 exons. Lineage: Eukaryota; Metazoa; Mollusca; Bivalvia; Ostreida; Ostreidae. The record is from RefSeq and is a predicted model, not a curated record. The coding region runs from base 47 to 802 and encodes 251 amino acids. Gene Ontology annotation, biological process: ribosome biogenesis; cytosolic ribosome assembly.
UUUCCCAAACAAAUAUGUACCUGGCACUGGGCUUGAUUCUUUAAUUAUGGCGUACUUUCAGCCAACAGGACAGAAAAGACUGACAAAUGUAGCAGUGGUUAGACUUAAAAAAGGAGGCAAACGAUUUGAAAUAGCCUGUUAUCCAAAUAAAGUCGUUUCAUGGAGAAAUAAAGUAGAAACUGACAUAGAUGAAGUUCUUCAAACACAUGCAGUUUUUGUCAAUGUAUCAAAGGGAGAAGUUGCAAAGAAUGAGGAUUUGAAGAAAAUAUUUGGCACAGAUAAUCAGUCAGAGAUUUGUUUGCAGAUACUGAAAAAGGGAGAGUUGCAAGUAUCCGAUAAGGAACGACAUGCGCAGCUAGAAUCUAUGUUUAGAGACAUUGCAACAACAGUUUCAGAAAAGUGUGUGAAUCCAAAAACCAAUCGUCCCUACACUGUCACUUUGAUUGAAAAGGCCAUGAAAGACCUUCAUUUUUCGGUGAAACCAAACAAAAGUACAAAACAGCAGGCCUUAGAAGUUAUAAAGCAGCUGAAGGAAACACAGACUAUUGACAUACAGAGAGCAUUGAUGAGGCUUAGGAUAAUGGUUCCAGGAAAAGAUGGAAAGAAAGUAAAGGAAAAAUUGAAGAAACUUGCAACUAGAGUGGAAGAAGAAGAUUUUUCUCCAGAUCUUGAAAUGGUCAUUUUGGUUGAUCCAGGUUGUUUUCGGGAGGUUGAUGACCUUGUGAGAACUAUUACUAAAGGCAAAGGUCAGUUGGAAGUUAUCAGUCUGAAGGACAUUGAAGAAGGAGAUGAGAUGUUAUGACAGCAUCAAUUAACAUGGCUUUCAACACUUCCACUGCCUCUCAGAGCUGCAGUCAUUUAGUGCAGUUACCAAAGUCAAUAUUUUGACAAAUGUGUAAUAUUUCAAAAAGAAACAAUAUUAUAUUGAUAUAUUGCAUAAUUUAUUGCAGCAAACAAGUUUAAAUACACACUUUUUUGUACCUUUAAGGCUGUGGCCAAAUAGCCAUAUUGAGCUAAUAAAUAAAAUGACAUUUGUUUAUGUCAAUGCAACA